AUGGAUCCAGAUACCUGUGAAUUUUGGUGGGAAAGAAAUGUGUUCGUUCACAUUUUGCAAAUUGAGCAUGCUUUCUUUGUGAAGACAACGUCAACCACCGAGAUAGUUAUUGGUACAGGAGCUUUGCUCCUGGGUGCUGUGCGCUGCGUACCCCUGGCUCGCCCACUGCGGGAAGCACUGGGCGCGCUGCUCCGGUGCUGCAUAGCACCUGGCCUGGCCCUGUCGGUGCUGGCGGUGGGUGGCCGCCUGGUGACGGCAGCCCAGGAGCGGAACGUGCUGGCUGAAUGCCGGCUGGACCCAGCUGACCUGCAGCUGCUGCUCGACUGGGCGAGAGCUCCAGCGUUUGCAGCAGGCGAGGCGUGGGCACCCGUGUGCCUGCCCCGCUUCAACCGCGACGGUUUCUUGUACGCCUACGUGGCCCGCCUGGAUGCCGUGCCGGUCUGCCUCCUGCUGCCUGGCACCCACCGUGAAGCCUUCCACGCCAUGGCCGCCUGCCGGCGCCUUGUGGAAGAUGGGAUGCGUACCCUUGGAGCCCUGCACGCCCUCGGGGAGGCUGCUGGCUCCUCUAAUGCCCCUUCAGCCACUGCCCCUGCCUACAGUGUGCAGGCCGUGGGGGUGCCUGGCCUGCGACACUUCCUCUAUAAACCACUGGACAUCCCUGACCACCACCGCCAGCUGCCCCAGUUUACCGGCCCGGAGCUAGAGGCCCCCUACAGCAGGGAGAAGAAGCGGCAGCGGCUGUCGGACCUGUGCCACCGCCUGCACACACGCCUCCACAGCACCUCCCGGCCCCUGCGCCUCAUCUACCAAGUGGCUGAGAAGGAGACGCUGCUGGCCUGGGUGACCUCCAAAUUUGAGCUCUAUACCUGCCUCAGCCCCCUGGUGACCAAGGCAGGUGCCAUCUUGGUCGUGACCAAACUCCUGCGCUGGGUGAAAGAAGACCGACUCUUCAUUCGUUACCCGCCCAAGUACUCCACACCCCCAGCCACCUCUGCGGACCAAGCGCCCCACAAUGGCCUGUUCACCCGACUCUGAAAGGUGGAGC
Molecule: messenger RNA, 1045 nt
Organism: Lepus europaeus (European hare)
Lineage: Eukaryota; Metazoa; Chordata; Mammalia; Lagomorpha; Leporidae
Product: vacuolar fusion protein MON1 homolog B-like
Exons: 2
Coding region: 1-1035 (344 amino acids)
Biological process (GO): protein targeting to vacuole; vesicle-mediated transport
Source: RefSeq, a predicted model, not a curated record